CAUGAAUUAGGUCACUGUUAGAUCCAAUCUCUAAUUCUUUUAUCUAUUCAAUAAAUGAUGUUCCUCUCAGGAAAGUGAAGAUACCACCCAAAGAGAUGAGCUGAGAGAAGAACCUCUCACACUGCCACAGGAAAGUGAUGAAGAUGAUAGCCAGAGAGAAGAGGAGAGAGCAGAACCUCUCACAGUGCCACAGGAAAACAAUGAAGGUGGCAGCCAAAGACAAGAACAAAGAGCAGAAUCUUUCACAAUGGUGCAGGACAAUGUCCCUCAAGAAGUUGAUGAUGUCCACUCCUCCCAUGGACUAACAGAAGAGCAAAGCAUCAUCUCGAUUCUCUCCUUUAGAUUGAGACACAACACAACAGGUGUAUUAAUGGAAGACCUGCUGAAACUGCUCAAAUUGCAUUCUGCUCGGACUAGUGCAGUUCCAACAAGCAAGUAUUUUCUGGAGAAACCAUUAGCUGGUAUUACACAUCAGUUUGAACGACACCAUUACUGUAGAGUUUGUACUAAGUACAUUGGUUCUUCACAAUCUCUGGAAGAAACACUCAAAUGUGUGUCAUGUUCCUCAUUCAUGACAGUGAAAGACAGUUUACAGGAAAGACAUUUCUUUAUUCACAUACCAUUGAAGGAUCAGCUGAAAGACAUUCUUGAGAACCAGGGUAUGCAUGAUCUAUGUUUUUGUGCUGAUGCCGGUACAAAGCAUGUAAUAAAUGACAUAUGUGAUGGCACCUUAUAUCAGACUUUGAAAAAUAACAGUAAAGAGGAUUUUCUGUCCCUUACAUUCAAUUGUGAUGGUGUACCAGUUUUUCAGUCCUCCAAAUUUAGUAUUUGGCCAAUAUUAUGCUGUGUUAAUGAGAUACCACCUGAGAGUAGGGAUAAACAUAUACUUUUAUGUGGUUUGUGGUUUGGAUCCAAGAAGCCAGACAUGUCCUGCUUCUUUAAACCAUUUGUUGAGGAGUGUGCCAAUCUUUCUCAAGCUGGUUUUGAGUGGCAGCAUCCUAGUGACCAGUCAUUGAGACACAUAAAAGUGCACACAUUGUGCUGUGUGUGUGAUGCAGUUGCAAGGCCAUUACUACAGAAUUUUAAGCAGUUUAAUGGUGAGUAUGGCUGUGGAGUCUGCCUUCACCCUGGGAUGCAAACAAGGAAAGGAAAAGGAAGCACAAGGGUUUAUGCAUGUCCAGAUGAAAAGCCAAUUGACAGAAAUUAUAAAACCACAAUAUAUGGCGACUUUAUGGAUGGAUUCUAA
Pleuronectes platessa (European plaice) is the source of this 1246-nucleotide messenger RNA. RefSeq lists its product as uncharacterized. The record is from RefSeq and is a predicted model, not a curated record. NCBI's taxonomy places the organism in Eukaryota, Metazoa, Chordata, Actinopteri, Pleuronectiformes, Pleuronectidae. The transcript is spliced from 5 exons. The coding region runs from base 248 to 1246 and encodes 332 amino acids.